Molecule: messenger RNA, 756 nt
Organism: Cylindrotheca closterium
Lineage: Eukaryota; Bacillariophyta; Bacillariophyceae; Bacillariales; Bacillariaceae
Source: the annotation of a GenBank genome assembly
AUGCGAAGCAAUGACCCGUAUGUUUCAUUCACCGCAGCUGUUAAGCAGGGCACCCUUUGGCGUAUCAAUGAAUUGCUGGAUAAUGGUAGAGUUGACGUCAAUCUCAGCCACCCUGCGAUGGGUAACGGAAAGACUGCAUUGCAUGUGGCAUCUGAAAAUCACCAGUCAGGGGUUGCGCUGCUGCUGUUGGAUCGAGGAGCCGAUAUUACUGCCAUGGACGACUCGGGAAAUACGGCGUUGCAUUUAUGUACACCUGCAAUUGCUCGGCUCUUAUUACGCCGAGGCGCUUUUAUAGAAGAAAAGAAUGACGAUGGAUUGACGCCGUUGUUAUUGGCCUGUAAACAGUGGAAUGUGCACAUGUACAAUUUCUUUCUUGAUGAAGGUGCGGAUGUGAACAUGAAGGACAACGAGGGCAAUGCACCAUUGCACUAUGCAUGCAGCGGAAAUCGUACUGACGGUGCACAGAUAUUCUUAAAUCGAGGUGCGGAUAUGAAUGCAACCAAUAGAACAAAUCUGACACCACUGCAUCAUGCAUGUCAACAUGGUUGUUCAACUGUCGUAAGCCUCCUGUUGGAUAGAGGUGUGGAUGUGGAAGCAAAGACGAUAAACAAAAUGACAGCAUUGGAUCUUGCAUGUCACAAUAAUCAUUUUCAAGUCGUCUGGCUGUUGAUAUCUCGAUUUCCAUGGCUUGUUCUUGGUCGACCGAGCCCUGCUGCUGCCGAAACACAGAAGAAGAAGAAGCAACGGCUUUGCUGA